Molecule: messenger RNA, 2031 nt
Organism: Pangasianodon hypophthalmus (striped catfish)
Lineage: Eukaryota; Metazoa; Chordata; Actinopteri; Siluriformes; Pangasiidae
Gene: pdlim5a
Product: PDZ and LIM domain 5a
Exons: 9
Coding region: 146-799 (217 amino acids)
Biological process (GO): muscle structure development; heart development; actin cytoskeleton organization
Cellular component (GO): Z disc; filamentous actin; adherens junction
Molecular function (GO): actin binding; muscle alpha-actinin binding
Source: RefSeq, a predicted model, not a curated record
CACACACACACUCACACACACUCCUCCCCCCUGCUGUGUGAUGUAAGUAUAUUAAAGCCCCUGUGUGUUCCUCAGCUGUCCCGUGGAAGAUCAGCUCUCUCUCUCACACACACACACACACACACACACACUCUGCAGCAGCACUAUGAGUGAUCUCUACACAGUGGAGUUAACCGGUCCUGGACCUUGGGGUUUCAGACUACAGGGCGGAAAAGACUUCAGCAUGCCGCUCACCAUCUCACGACUGACAGACAAUGGUAAGGCGGCUAAAGCAGGUCUUACUGUUGGUGACGCUGUCAUCUCCAUAGCGGACCUCAAAACAGAGGAACUGAAUCAUCUGGAGGCUCAGAACAAGAUUAAGGAGUGUAAAGGCAACCUGAAACUCACACUGCAGAGAGCAGCCAGUGUUCCCAAACCUGCUGCAGCACCCAAGACAACUACAGUAAUAACAAACGUUAGUGCUACAGUCCCUAAGCCUCCUGUGAGCAGAGUGAUCCGAAAGCCCAUCAUACAGACAGAUAUCGGGUUCUACCAUGAGGCAUCUCACGCUGAUGCGAGCAGGAAACGCAUCAUGGAGGACACGGAGGACUGGAGACCCAGAACAGGGACGUCCCAGUCACGCUCAUUCCACAUCCUAGCCCAGAUCACUGGCACUGAGGCCCUGCCAGAGAACGUGGUCUCCAACAAGAAUGCAGUGAAAGAGAUGAAGAAGAUUAAAGUCGGGCCGCAGUAUCAUAAACUGAGAGACUGGCACCAUGGAGUUUCUGCUCGAACCCUCAACGUACUCAGUCUCGUCUAACGUGUGUGUGUGUGUGUGUUACUGUCUGUAACUCUGUGUGUGUGUGACUGUGUGUGUAAAUGUGAAAUUGCGUGUAAUUGUGUGUAACUGUGUGUGUGUGUAAUUGUGUGUGUAACUGUGUGUGUGUAAUUGUGUGUGUGUAAGUGUAUGUGUGUAAUUGUGUGUAACUGUGUGUGUGUAAUUGUGUGUGUAACUGUGUGUGUGUAAUUGUGUGUGUAACUGUGUGUGUGUAAUUGUGUGUGUGUAAGUGUAUGUGUGUAAUUGUGUGUAACUGUGUGUGUGUAAUUGUGUGUGUAACUGUGUGUGUGUAAUUGUGUGUGUGUAAGUGUAUGUGUGUAAUUGUGUGUAACUGUGUGUGUGUAAUUGUGUGUGUAACUGUGUGUGUGUAACUCUUGCUGCAUUUCACUUAAACUCAGAAGUCUGAACUAAAUUAGGAAUUUUGUAAUUUUCGAGCUCGGCACGUUUAAGUUAUAAAGUGAGCGGAAAUCAUGGACGCCUCCAUGAAAGUGUGUGUUUCCAUAGCGACAAUCUAGCCAGCGUUAGCGAUCAUGAGUCUGUGCUGCAUUUGCUUUCACAGUGAUCUGUACGCUCGGUGUUACAGAUUUAAGCUUCUAACUGCCUCUAUGAUCUAAAGCAUAAACUCAUUAGCGUAGUGAAGUGAUGUUUUGUUUUCUGCUGACGUGGGAGCAGUCGAUGGGCUUUUCUUUGCUUUUCCGAGUCAGAGAUUGGAAAUCUGAGUUACGAGCUUUAGUCAAAUGCAGCGUCACUCACAUGAGGAAUGACUAACAGAAAAAUAGCUAAAUAGCUAGCUAGCAUGGUGGUUAGCUGCUAUCACUCCACACAAUAAAACAAUGUGUUAAAUAAUUGGCAUUGCUGUAGGAAUAAACCGGUUACAUACGGAGUGCAAUUAGCAUGUUAGCAGAAGGUCCUCAUCAUGCUAGCAUGACUAGCUGCACUACCUGCCCGAAAGUUAGCAUUUAGCCUGAUCUUCGUGUGUGUGUGUGUGUGUGUGAAUAAUGUGAUAUAUAAAUAUACAGUAUAUAAAAAUAUUUCUGGCUGAUAUUCAUGAACACUAUGUGUUAGCUGUAACUAAUGUGUUUUGAAUUAGCUUUGUGUUAGCUUAGCUUUUUCUGCUGAUAAACCACAUAUUUAAAAAUGUUUUGAUGUUUGCUGAUUUCUUUCCUUUAAUCUUUUUCUGUUAUGAUACAAUAAAUUCGUGUUCGCUUCUUCUC